This is a messenger RNA of Phyllotreta striolata, 2291 nucleotides long. The record is from the annotation of a GenBank genome assembly. Lineage: Eukaryota; Metazoa; Arthropoda; Insecta; Coleoptera; Chrysomelidae.
GCGAAUACUAAGGAAAUUGUAAUUUUUAUUACAUAUUUCAUGGAUAAUAAUAAAAAUAGAAACCGCUAGUUGCCAAACUACCAAAAUAUUUUCGCAAUUAAAGAUAUUCGAAAACAAUCGUAAACAAUAAGCAGGAACUAAAAAGUGCACAAAUCAAAUUAAAUGAAUUUCUACAAACCUAAAAUUUAUUUCACAACUUGGCAACCGGUAAUGCUCUUGUUACGACUUGACAUAUGACAAUGUUGACAUUUCCUCAAAUUUAAGGUUAAGUGUACUUGUAUUAUACACAAAAAGUAAAUUUACAAACAUUACUGGCUUAAUGUUUUAUCCUUGAAUAUUGGAUUUCAUUCGGAUGACAAAAUACGACGAUUAAAAGAAAUACGAUGGUUAAACUAAAAAAAGCGUAAAGUACGCAAAUGACUCAAGUCCUGAAGACACCCGAAAAUGCCUCAACAGUUAAAGUCAACAAAUGCUGCGAAAAAGAUGAAAUUUACGUAGGUAAAACGUGCGCUAAGGUGAAUAAAAGUGACGAAUGGAGACCGCUGUUUGUUAAUGAAAAAGGUAUCGCAAACAUUCAAAUCAACAGCACCUUAGUAAUAGGUUUACCGGACUGUGGACACAUGCAACUAUGGCCAAUAUUUCAUUAUUUCAAUUCCACAGACAGAUUAAGACUGCUACCGAACGGUGUACUCAGGCAUUAUUUCGAUCACGAUCACGCGUACGAGGAAUACGAUUUCGAAAACGAGAAUUCAAAAGCUCCUUUCCACGAUUACGAGCUCGGGAAAUAUUGUCUCGAUAGAAAAAUCGAUGGGUUUAAAAGCGAUUUCGCUUGGGUUUGUGCACCGGACGUACAGAAAGAUUGGCUGACGAGCACCGAAUUUCUAAUGCACAACGUCGUUAAUCCAAUCACUCACGCCUUAUCAAUAAUCUGCCUUCUACUCGUAGCCGUAAUUUACUUCAUAAUGCCAACCCUGAGAGAUCUAACCGGGAAUAUUAUAACAACGAUAUGCAUGUGCCUUAUAGUGAGCCAAACGGCUGAUAUGAUACGAUUAUUGACUGUGUUUAAAAAUCAUAUCAGCUUACUUAUUACUGAAACUAUAUGCUACUUAAGCAUGCUAGGUGCCUUCUUUUGGCUAAACAGUUUGGCCUAUUAUAUUUGGAAAACUUUUAAAUCUAGAAAUGUAUUUUUACGCAUAACCGAUGGUAGAAAAUAUUGCUAUUAUUGCGUUUAUGCUUGGUCGUGCACCAUUUUAUUAGGAGCAAUGGCGGUUUUUGCUCAUUUCACUAUGGAUUAUUCUGAAAUUGGAUUUCAGCAAUCUAAGGCGACUUACGACGAAGACAGGGAACAAAUCGGUUCUCUGGGAACUAUUAUAUUUUUCGUUCCAGUGGCAUUUACCCUUAUAGCGGACGUAUUCUUUUUCGCAACUACAUUAAAAAAAAUAAGCAAAAUGCACACUUACGGAAGGAUUCAUCAUAAAUUACGCCACACUUUCCGCAUGUUUAUAUUACUACUCUUAGUUAUGACGCUUCAAUGGCUAUUUUUUCUAUCUUCAUUUGCGAAAUACGAAGGACUCAUAAACGCGUACAUUCUUAUAAACACGUUUCAAGGACCUCUCAUCCUUUAUGUGUGCAUUUUCAAUCAAAAGCACGUGGCUUAUUUGUUACAAAAAACAUAUUGCUAUACGAUGUUUCCUUGCUGUAAGCCCAACCCGGAAGCGGAAUGGGGAGACGAGAUGACAGCUAUGAAUACACUAAACAACUAUUAAGUAUUUAAGUACUUAAACGCACUUAGAAUUAGAAUGCAGGGUAUAUUUGCACGUUUUUAUCACACACUUUUAAAAUUUAAGGAACAAACGAAUCUCAAUCAAAUACUUAACAAUUAAUAUUAACACCAGUGAAUAUCAGUAUUUAGUAUUAAAAAUAUAAUGGAUUAUUACGUUGUUAAAGUUUUAACGCCUAGUUUUUGAUAUAUUUGAUAUUAUACAUUGUUGAAUGUACUUAAUUUUGCGAAUUUACGUGAAAAAUUUACACGGAUUUUUAGAAAUUUUUUCAAAUUUAUACUGGUCAUUGGAAUAUGGCUGUGAAUUUACAAAUGACAUUUGGCAGCUAUGGUGUUAACUAAGGAGCAUUGUUGCAUUUAAAAAUUUUUGGCGUAAUUUAAUUAUUAACAAAAAUUAAAUAUAAUUUCGAAAAGUAUUUGCAAUUGCGAAAAAUAAUGAAAUUAAUUUAUUCUUAUUUAAGUAAUCGAAUAGGUUUUUUUUUACGAAUUUGUACUUAUCCUUAUUGUAGAC